GUAUCCUUCAAAUUGGGGAAAAGUAGGAUGCAUUCGUGGGCCGCAUUCGGAGGAGUCUCGUCUUUUAAAAAAAAUUGGGACAGCCUUCUUUCGGCGGAAGUGACGUGUGCGGUCUACGAAUGCACCCUUCGAAGUAUGCAACCCCUGAAUAGGCUACAUGCACUAGGGUCUGAGACGUACUUCCGCCUUAGCCGUUAUACUGCUCGGACGCUUCCGGGUUGCUUCUGGUCUGCGUAGCUGAGCGUCCACAAAUGUUUUACUGUUUAAAUCUGUGGUUUAAAUAUGAGUCGACGGAAGAUUUUCAAAACGGAGCAUUUGCAAAGACAAGUAAAGAACUACUCCGAGCACUGCUGUGUCCCACUUUGUACGGCGUCAGCUAAAUUCAACGGCGUCCUAAGUUUCCAUGGCUUUCCGACCGAACUCGAGCUGCGAAGACUGGUUAAAAUAGGACGCGAUAACUUUACAAUCUCCUCUCACUCCAAGGUCUGCAGUCGUCACUUCGCUACGGAUCAACUAAUAGAGCCAAAACCCCUUGAUGGCCGUAGGAGGCUUGUGAAAGGUGCUGUCCCAACUCUGUUUGAGUGGAAUCACUUCACUGCUCAAACACCGCGGGCUAGUGUUUGGGAGAGAAGGGAGCGGCCCACUGAACCAGUCUCUCGGGAGGAGCAGGAAGAGCACAUCGAUGUCCGUGACCAUGAUUACUGCUCAACCCCUGAACCAGCUUCACUGGACAUGUCCUCUCAAGCUACAGAAGACAACUCCAAAACAUUGGAGGAUCUGCAGAAGCAACUGCAGGAGUUAAGAGUCCAGCGAGAGUUUUGCUUACAGCGGUUUGCUGGCUCCGACGACAACAUCCGAUUCUAUACCAGAUUCCCGAGCUAUAACCACCUGAUGGCCUUCUGGUUUUUGAUUGAGCCUUCCAUUUAUAAAAUGGUUCGUGUUACAAGAGCGAUAUCAGCUGCCAAGAGGAAUGAAGAAGUGGUUACACACGCACGUCCAUCAACGAGACAGCUGCUUCAGCCAAUUGACGAGUUCUUCCUUUUUCUCUGCUUCCUGUCGGUGGGUUUGAAAGAGAGGGACCUUGCAAACCGCUUCAACGUACACCAGUCCACUGUGAGCCGCAUCAUUGCAACAUGGACGAGUUUUCUUACAACUUUAUUGGGGUCACAGUGCAUCUGGCUUACACCUGCAGAAGUUCAAGCCCACCUCCCAGAGGCAUUCAAAGAUUUCCCAGACACACAGGUGAUCCUGGGACACCUCAGCUCUGUGCAAUCACAGAGCUGAGGUGUCAAACACCAUCCUCACU
This is a messenger RNA of Gymnodraco acuticeps, 1306 nucleotides long. RefSeq lists its product as uncharacterized. The record is from RefSeq and is a predicted model, not a curated record. The coding region runs from base 283 to 1284 and encodes 333 amino acids. Lineage: Eukaryota; Metazoa; Chordata; Actinopteri; Perciformes; Bathydraconidae. The transcript is spliced from 3 exons.